Molecule: messenger RNA, 773 nt
Organism: Eucalyptus grandis
Lineage: Eukaryota; Viridiplantae; Streptophyta; Magnoliopsida; Myrtales; Myrtaceae
Product: bifunctional purine biosynthesis protein PurH-like
Biological process (GO): 'de novo' IMP biosynthetic process
Cellular component (GO): cytosol
Molecular function (GO): IMP cyclohydrolase activity; phosphoribosylaminoimidazolecarboxamide formyltransferase activity
Source: RefSeq, a predicted model, not a curated record
AUGGUGCCUCUCUUUCUGGAUGGUCGCGUAAAGACCUUGCAUCCUCAUAUUCAUGGAGGAAUUUUUGCUAGGAGAGAUCAACAGCAUCACAUGGAGGCUCUUGGUAAGCACAGAAUUGGUACUUCUGAUGUUGUGGUGGUUAAUUUGUAUCCUUUCUACAACAAAGCUACCUCUGUGGGAUUUGAAGAUGGAAUUGAGAAUGUUGCUAUUGGUGGUCCUGCCACGAUCAGAGCUGCUGCAAAGAAUCAUCAGGAUGUCUUGGUUGUGGUUGAUUCACAUGACUACCCUGUGCUGCUGGAGUUCCUGAAGAGUAAUGGAGAUGAUCAACAGUUCCGUAGAAAACUUUCUUGGAAGGCUUUUCAACGAGUUGCUUCCUAUGAUUCUGCAGUGUUAGAGUGGCUCUGGAGACAAACAACUGGAGCAGAAGGCUGCAUGUGGACAAGAGUCUUGCUGAGGUUAAUUGAGGUGGUAUUGCAACUGCAAUCCAACAUCAUGGAAAGAAGCCCAACUGAUGGCGAAACUCGAAUGUUCUAUGAGACUGGUGGCACCAAAGUACUCAAAGAAGGGGCUAGAGGUUUUCCAUGGGAAGUCGAAAACGUUGAGGAUUCUGGAAGCGAAGAAGAACGAAAACGGGAAGCUUUCAUUGAGACAGGUCGGUGGGAGAUGGCUGGCUCAGGAUUCUGAUAAUUUUACUCCCGCAGACAUUCAAUUCAAUGUGGUCUCAGGGACAGCUCCGCAAGAUAGCGAGCUUGAAGACGCGAAGUUUGCAUGGC